Molecule: messenger RNA, 1959 nt
Organism: Ambispora leptoticha
Lineage: Eukaryota; Fungi; Glomeromycota; Glomeromycetes; Archaeosporales; Ambisporaceae
Source: the annotation of a GenBank genome assembly
AUGUCAAUCUUCACGUCUGUUAUAAAACCCAAUCGAAAUCUACUUAAUCCAAAGUUUGAGGGUUACCGUCUCAAUAUAUUUGAUGAUGAGAAACACCUUCUUCGCGUUCCACUUCCUGAGCCUGGAAUUAAUAUUCCAAAGGUUCCUGUAAAUGCAAAUUUAUCUUACAAUGAAAUGCAUAGCCUAGUACAUUACAAUCAUUUAUUCGCUGGCUUUACAGCGGAUAUUGGAAACGCACUUUAUUUUGACUCGGAGCUUCAGAUAAUUCUUGUAGAAUAUGACCUGAUAAAGGAUUCUAUAAUCAUGCAUCCUCUUAUUAAAUUACCAAAAUCAACAACGAUAAGUGGAUCCGUAUCUAGUUCCUGUUAUCCUUCUUUAAGAGCUCUUUCCGCAACAUUGUUAUUGGCAUCCAAUGGCCUGGGAAACAUUUAUCUAUUAAAAAUAUCCAGAAACGUAGAAAGUCAAGUUGUAACUGCAGAGAUUAUCAAAAAUAUUAACUUUUAUGGAUAUUCUGAAGUGGGCGAUGAUGCUGCAAUUAAAAAGACCGUAAUUACACCCUGUGUUCUUUUAGAUGGCAAAAUUAUUGACGAGGGUGAAUCUGCGCAAAUUUAUUUUAUCGUAUAUAAUGUUCUAGUUUCCAAAUAUUCUUCGUCAUCCUCAUUAUCAACUUCGUCGCAAAAAACAAGCAAGAAAUUAUUUGAUGUCACCCUUCUGCAAAUGUCUCUGGAUGCUUCAUCAUCAGGUGCUGAAGUGAAACAUGUUCUUCGAGGACCCGAUAUUCCAUUAUAUUGUGCCCUUGACAUGAAAGGGGAAGGGUAUAUUAUUGGAUGUACUGGUGAAUAUUCGGUAUUAUCUUUAAAUAAUGCCAAUAUAUCGACAUCAGAAAAAGAACAAGAAAUUUUGGAAGAAAAACAGUGUGAUGAAAAUAUAAAAAAAGAAGAAGAAACAAAGGAUGAAUCUUCUCCGCCUUAUUUAUGGACACAGACAGAUUCUGAUGUUUCCAUCAAUUUUCAAUUGCCACCUGGAACACCGAAGACUGCAGUUCAUUGUAGUUUUUCCAAGACACAUCUUUCAUUGACUAUAAAAUUACCGGGUAAUUCUUCAGAAUCUUCUUCAAGUGAACCUAGUUCAACAUCGAAAUCUCCAUCCAUUCCUUGCUAUGCUUUCACUAAUUUACAUGAUGAAAUCGACCCUUCUGCUUCUCUCUGGACCAUCGAGUCAAAAAUAGGAUUACUUACACUAUAUCUUGAAAAGCAGAACAGGGGAACACGUUGGAUGCACGUAUUCAAACAUGAUGAUGGAGUUUUGGAAACUCUUGACCCAAAUGAGAUUGCUGAAUUUCGAGAACGUCUCGAGAAAUUUACAUCUAGUUCUACUGAUGGACAACCAUUUGCUUCGACUCUUCAUCAUCCAAUAGGACAUGAAAUAGAGGAGUCUAUUGACUAUGAAGGACGAUAUGUGAAGUUUUUUUGGAUCGAAAAACAAGGAAACAUUACGGCUAAAUUUGCGGGUGGUAGUCAUGAAUUUCUUUGUCCACAAUUCGAAUGUUUUGGGAGAAAAGACAUUGAAUCAUCAAUUAAUAGAUUCCCAUCUGUUUGUCUUAAAUAUGAUGUCGAUGGUUUAGUAUAUGAAUUUCAACAUUCAUCUGGAUUUCCACCAAUCACUGUUACUCAUGUGUCAACAUUUGAUGCUUUUGGAUUUGUUCAAGCUUCUAAACGUGAAAAACGUCAUUUAUUUCAUGACCCUUUAAAUAGAUUUAUUAUGGUCCUUGAAAGAACCCAUCGUGCUUUUAUUUAUUGGCAUAUUGAAGACCAAACUAAACGUGAUUUCGGUAAACAAACUAUUGUUGACAUUAUAGGAGAAUCUAAAGACGAAGAUGUCCUUGGAGUUCAAAUGGUUGCGGACAGUGUUAUUCUGGUGUUAUUGACAAAGACAAUUGUUGUCAUCAAAUUAUCCUAA